GGCCGGGAUGGGCGUUCCGCGAGUUAGUAGCACCGCGUCAGCCGAGCUCGAGCUCGGUCGUGCAAGGCGGCCGCACCUGUUGAUCCUCGACGAUUCACGUGAAGCGCGCCUCACUGAAGAAAAUUGGAAGCCCGAAGGCAUAGAAACGCAAUCUGGUGGAGUGCUGGGCAGUUCGUUGGAUUACGCUGCAGCUUUGAUGCUGGCUGCUAUGGCGGCCGUGCUACUCGCCGCUGUGGGAUACCAGUGUGCUGCUACAUGGAGGUGGCUGAUGGGCAGUUGUUACAGGAGCCGACGCAAUUCUCAGGACAGCAAUUGUGAUUCCCUCUCCCGACAGGCGGCGAUACGAAUUAGUCACUCUCUCCCCGACCUACAAACAGAGCCCUUGAAAGAGGAGUAUGUUCAGGAACACAAGGAUACGGCUAAAAAAGUUCUAAGACAGACGACUCUGCCAAUAGUCCCCGACCGCCACCAGACAUUUCAAAGGCAGCUAUCCCACCGAUUGGAUCUACCUUCUAUACAGUUCAGCAUAUGCAGUCUGGAGCGAGCUGACUCUUCUAUUGGACUUAUAAAACCGGAAUUGUACAAGAAUGAACUGGUUCGCCAAUCAUCAACAGACAGUGCUGAACUGGAAUUCUGUGGUAAACUGCACUUCGCGCUGAAGUACGAUCAAGAGGUGGAAGCGCUGGUUGUCAAGAUAUUCGAGGCCCGUGACCUGCCUAUUAAGGAUGUAACCGGAAGUAGCGACCCGUACAUAAAAGUCUUCCUUCUGCCAGACCGGAAAAAGAAAUUCCAGACUAAAGUCCACCGGAAGAACCUCAACCCUGUCUUUAACGAGACGUUUUUGUUCAGUGUCCCCUACGAAGACCUUCGACAACGCUACCUACAAUUCUCCGUGUAUGACUUCGACCGGUUCAGCCGACACGACCUCAUCGGUCAUGUGGUGCUGAAAGGUCUACUCGAGUCUGCAGACCUGACCCAAGAGAUUGAGUACACUAUGAACAUCUUGGCUCCACCACAGGAGAAAAAGGACCUUGGCGAGCUCAUGCUGUCUCUCUGCUAUUUACCUACUGCGGGCCGACUGACCGUCACUGUUAUCAAAGGAAGGAAUCUUAAAGCCAUGGACAUUAAUGGAUCUUCUGACCCCUAUGUGAAAAUCUGCCUCAUCUGUCAAGGGAAACGAAUAAAGAAAAAGAAAACUACCGUCAAAAAGAACACACUAAACCCAGUGUACAACGAGGCGCUUGUUUUUGAUCUACCCGCAGAAAAUGUGUACGACGUUACACUGCUCAUAAAAGUCAUUGAUUAUGAUUUAAUCGGACAAAACGAAUUAAUCGGCUGCACAGCAAUUGGUUCCAAUAUGAUCGGCAUUGGUCGUGAUCACUGGUUGGAGAUGUUGGAUAACGCUCGGAAACCAGUCGCACAGUGGUACCCAUUAAACAAAAGCCUCCCGACCAACGUCCCAGUCUCGACCAAGGACCAUAAGGACCAGAAUGCCGCUUUGAACUGUUUAAAUGUAAGAUGAAGAGACUCCCAAACAAAUGAUCGCCAGGUAUGUCAAACGAAAUCAGGUAAUCUCGCGAUGCCAAAAGAUUUGUGUAAUUAGUGGUCUUAACGGUUGUAUGUCCAUUUACUGUAGAGAUUCUAGUGAUAUUCUUGUAACGAGAUAAAAAUGAUUAAUUUUAUUGAUAUAUAAAUUGGACGUAGAUGGAGUACUAAAGGAUGCGAUCCGUGUAGACAAAUUGUUUCGCAUACCAGCGAUAACAUGCUCACUAUUAAGAGGCGAAAGUUCUAUCUUUCGUCACUUUUUUUCGUGUCCUAUAGGGUCGUAAAACAAACAAAUGGUUUUGUUGUAACUUCGUUAUUUCGCUAUAGUAAAAGUAAUUAAUUGUAUGUGUAUUAUAAAAGGAAAUGGUAUGUAUAUACGUGUCAAUACGGAUGUUAAGAGACCAAUGUAAGCUUUUUCAAAACCGAAUCUCAUGGUAUUUAAUUAACGUGAAUGUGAUGAUUAUGGUGACGAAGUUUUAUUCUUAUAUACUCCUCAAUAUUAUCUUAUAAAUUUGCUGUCUAUAAGGUUAUUUAAUACACAUCAAAUUUAAAUAUAUAUUACUAUAAACAAGAAAACACAAGAUUUUUUGAACUCGUUUAACUUGUGAUACAGAGUUUAAUUCCGUAAAUUAUUAAACCUUAAUAAUUAUACGCAAUACGCAAUGAUUAUUACAAUUUUAUAAAGGUCUUUUGGGAAUAGUAAAUUUUAGCCCACAGACAAGAAAGCUAUUAGUUAUAAUAUUUUUUCGUUUGUUUUCCGUAUACUGUUGUUUUCUUGGCCAGCACCAAAAUUUAAAAAAGUCCACUGAUUUUUAAACUUGAAAACUCCAUCCUUGCUUGCUUAUAACCGCUUUCUUGUGGUGUAAGAAUAAUAAUAGUCAUUUUUAUCUCGAAACCCUAUGAGUAGAUGUAAUGUUAUUGUAGACAGAGUUUCCAUUAGAUUUCUUUGAAAUAUACCCAAUAUUUUGAUGUACGUAGCUAUGUGUUAGAUAUAUUAUCAUUGUCGUCCCUAUUUCUUUACUUCCUGUCUUAAAAAUUGGGUUAGUUAACAUUAACUUAAGAUUUAUUGACACAUACAUAUCUAUAACAUUAGAAAGGGAUUUGUGACAAAGAUUUUUAGUUCACGUGAACAAGAUGGCGCGGGUCCACAGACUAUAAAACCAUAGAUUAAAAAUUCUACUCCACAGUAUAUUUUUCGAUUAACUCAACACUAAGUGAUAGAACUUGUUGCAUUACCUGUAGCACGUGGCUAACUAACCCAAUUGUUAAGAUUACUUAACCAUAUCUACCAUUUUCUAUAUUUAUAAACUUUGUAAACUAUGUACAAACGCACAUUUCAAAUGAAGACUAUGCAUUAGCUAUAAUCAUUGUUGUCUAUCAAAUGUUAUAUGUCUAUUCAUAUCAAAUGUAUAAUAAAAAUUAAUAUAAUUGUAUUAUAUUUUAGACAGAGUACGGGUUCUACCCGAAUGUCAAAUCUAAUACUUUCUUGUAACACACUUACCAAAAUCUUGACUGUAAAUCUUACCCUAAGAUUUCAUAGAGAAGAGAGAAUCACUAUUGUAUCGUUUCCUUGAUGUUUUAUCUACUGCUAUACAUUGCCACAGAAUAAAGCUUAUUUUAAAUUUAAUAACAUAUUAAACUAAACUGUUGAAUGAAGGGCCAUGCCCCUCAUAUAAAUAUAUUAAUCGUAUAUAUCCUCGUAUACAUAUAGGCAUAUUGUUACUCUUACAGAUGUUUUAAUUAGCAAAGGAUUUUUUUAAAACGUGUUUCAAUAAAAAACAUUUUUUUGGAUUAAAUGCGUUCAAUUGUUCAAUUAUUUGAAUGUUAUUGAGGGACUCAUAGAUUAUAUCAUGACUUACUUUGUAAUCAGUCUCCAGUAACGCAUAUGGCAAAUUGUAAUUGGUAGCGAAAUUUUGAAUUGAGUUUUUGUGUAUUUCAUCGCAUUGUUAUUCAUUUAUAUGCGAGGAGUGGGGCCUCUGUUAACUAAAGGUCGCGCAACGUCCUGUCUAACAAGGCAGUGCACUUGCGUAUAUCUCCCGUGACCAAGCCACAAGGCACAUCGUGGCUUUUUAAAUUUAUAUACGCGAUAUAACUUUUAUCAUUGAUACUUAUCCAUCUCUCGCUUUACAAGAAUGUUUUAGUGGCAUUUAUGAAUAUGUAUAAAGCAGCGACGCAAUGUAAUGCGCAAUUUUUCUAAUUGAUAAAGCACAUUUAAUUUAGAUUAUGCUAAUAUGAAUGUUUAACAUUCUCUCAUGUCUGACAAUAAGUAGAUGUUUGCGAAAUAGAUUUCAUUUGUUACAUUAGCUGCGCCGUUCAAAA
This is a messenger RNA of Pieris napi, 3864 nucleotides long. RefSeq names its product synaptotagmin-10-like. Gene Ontology annotation, biological process: regulation of calcium ion-dependent exocytosis; regulation of dopamine secretion; cellular response to calcium ion. Gene Ontology annotation, molecular function: phosphatidylserine binding; SNARE binding; calcium-dependent phospholipid binding. The record is from RefSeq and is a predicted model, not a curated record. The transcript is spliced from 11 exons. Lineage: Eukaryota; Metazoa; Arthropoda; Insecta; Lepidoptera; Pieridae. Bases 8 to 1522 code for a protein of 504 amino acids. Gene Ontology annotation, cellular component: membrane.